UGCUCAGUAUCCGUGGUGGCCAGGAGGAGGAGCCUCCAGAUGCCCAACUCAUGCGAUUGGACAACAUGCUUCUGGCGGAAGGCGUGUCUGGACCGGAGAAAGGGGGCGGGUCUGCGGUGGCGGCGGCUGCAGCAGCAGCUGCAGCGGGAGGAGGAGUGGGCUCGGACACCAACGCGGCAGAACACUCAGACUACCGGGCCAAGCUGACUCAGAUCCGCGGGAUCUACCACACAGAGUUGGAGAAGUAUGAACAGGUGAGGACAGACCACGCCCCUCGUAACCACUCUCUCCCUUCCCAUAAACCCCUUUGGCUUUAAGAAGACCCUCACAACCCCUCUCACUUCCUAUAGGCAACCCCUCUCUCCGUUAGGUCCUGUCUGCUCUGAGUUCUGCCAUCACACUACAUACUGAGGACCACUGCCGUCUCACUACACUCACACUGCACACAAGUUUUUUUAUAUGCAGAUAAUCCUUCUCAAAUCAAACCCCCAAAGCACCUCCUGAGCAACCACGCUUUCAGAAAUCACUUUCCAGCUGGCAAACAUUUUAUCAGUCACACUCAUCCUUCGCCAAAGAGAUCAUCCUGUCAUUCUCAUGGAUGUCAUAUAUAUUACCGCCUGUCAUCAUCUCAAAGCAGACUCAUCAUCACUACCUGUCACAGUGUUACUUAUGCACCUGAGUAUACCCAUGUCAGCACUAUGUGUACUACUGAUACAGUGUGUACGGGCGGAACGGCUGUUGCACUGAACUGUGUCUCGUUUCAACUGACGCGACCCCGGUUCUGACAGUCAACAGACUCCCCUGUCCCCAAACACAGCAGACACUUCCCAGUGACUGAUUCUGACAGAGAGAGAGAGAGAGAGAGAGAGAACAAAAGAGACACUGAGUGAAAAGACAGAGAGAGAAGUGGAGAGAGAGAGACAUAAAAUAUAGUUCAAAGCUGGUGAACGUGAACAGGAAAGAAAGCCUCCUGUCAUUUUAGACGUCUUAACUUUUUUCUUAACUGUUGAAGAAAAGUCUCCUCAAUAUACAAAGAAAGUCUCACAGCUUAGUUGUAUAGCUAAUCCACUGCUAUUGUGUCUGCCACAGCACUGCAAUACUUGUAUUACUACUACUAGAUUUUGUCAUUGUCGGAUGAGAAUAUAGUUUCUCCAAAACAGAAACUUUUCAGGAAAUGGAAAAAACGGAUUCUUUCCCCCGUUAACGAACAUACAAUUAUGAAGCUAUUUUGAAUACAUUUUCUAGAGUCACGAAAUGUUCAGAGUACAUUGAGGGGAGUUACUUCUUUCAAUAUUAUAAUAAUGAAAAUUGGCAAAAAUGGAGUUGCAAGGUUUUCCAACAGCGACAUAGUACUACUUAUGAUAUUAACAUUACUUACAACACUUGCAGUGUCUUACUUCUCUGCUGUAUUCAAGUGCGUGUGAUUGCUAUCUGCCUCAUAUGAGUGUCUGUCUGUCUCUUUAGGCAUGUAACGAGUUUACCACCCAUGUGAUGAACCUGCUGAGGGAGCAGAGCCGCACACGGCCCAUCUCGCCCAAAGAGAUAGAGCGCAUGGUGGGGAUCAUCCACCGCAAGUUCAGCUCCAUCCAGAUGCAGCUCAAACAAAGCACCUGCGAGGCAGUCAUGAUCCUACGCUCCCGCUUCCUCGAUGCCAGGUCUGUGUGUGUGUGUUGUGUGUGUGUCUUUCUCUAACUUAAAUGUAUUGUUAUGAAAACAGGCAAAACCUUUGUUAUGAUGUAACAUUAUUUGGACAGCAAUUGUCUGCCUUGUGAUAUUAAAUAUGUUCUCUCGCUCUCCCCCCCGCUCUCUCAUCUCUUCUCUCUUCCCUCUCUCUCUCGCUCUCUCUGCAGACGAAAGAGGAGGAACUUCAACAAGCAGGCAACAGAGAUCCUAAAUGAGUAUUUCUACUCCCACCUGUCCAACCCCUACCCCAGUGAGGAGGCCAAGGAAGAGCUGGCCAAGAAGUGCUCCAUCACAAUGUCACAGGUAUGUUCCGCCAGUCACAAGCCUCGUAUCCAUCCUGUAUGUGAUGAAGCCAACUCUAAUCUUCUAUUGUUGUGCGUGUACAUGUAUGGCAAAAACAGUAUGGCUCCUAUCAUGCCACAGGAAGUCAGCUAGCAUAGGGUCAUACAGCACCAAUGUUUAAUUCUGCAUUCUGUUAUGGAAUCACAUAGGCAGUCUUGUGACAGCAUGUGAUAGCUUUCUCAAACAAUUGUUUCAACAAAACAAAAAGCGAUUUACUACAGACAUUUCUUCUCAAGUAAUUUGUACUUUAAAUGUUUCACAGGUAUCGAACUGGUUUGGAAACAAGAGAAUCCGAUACAAGAAAAACAUUGGCAAAUUCCAAGAGGAAGCAAACAUGUACGCUGCGAAGACAGCCGUCAGUGCAACCAGUGUAUCAGCCCACGGCAGCCAGGCCAACUCCCCCUCCACCCCCAACUCUGCAGGUCAGUAUCAAUACCAGCCAGCCAUAGUAGAUGUUACCAGUAUGGUACCAAGUCAGUACUGUUAAUGUUAGUUUGGCUGCGUACCUACCCCAAAUUCAACAUGAACACAGAUCAUCAUUAUAAAGAGCUAAAGCAUUAUAUAUGCUACAUUGAGAGGGAUCCACAUUGCAGUAGUAUGGACAAUAAAAUUCAGAAAUACGACAGAGUUGAGCAGAGAGGUGUAGAGCACUGAUUAGAAAACUUGGCUUUACGCAAAUGUCAUCUCAACCCUGGGCCCCAACUCAAGAAUCCAGUCUCUGUCUCUGUUCCUUUUGACUAACAAAAUACUGUCUGCAUCCAACCUUUCUGAACUAACCCGAUAACUUCUGGCCCAGUGGUCCGGUCCCUCUCUCUCUUUCUCUCUGGGGUUUGUCUGGUUAACACACCAUUUCGGAAUCAGUCUUGGUUAAAGAAAUAGUUCAUCCAUCCUAUGACUUGUCUGGUUGACCUCUUGUGUGUCAUUAAGGUGAUGACAGGGCGCUCCAGCCUAGUCCUUUGUCAUCAUGGUGACCCUUCAGCUGUAUUGGAUUAUGGCCUUGUCUUGUGUUUUUUUCUGCCUUGAAAUCAAGUUAGGCUGCGUUCUCUUUUAACAUCUGGGGAGUUUGGCUCCAUUAAAAGGACAAAGAGGAUUCUUUCAGUCUUCCUGUCGAUCAAUUAGCACUUCCUUAAUGAUCCAACCUGUCCAGUAGCAAGGAACUUAAACAACAAGACAAUCCAUCUAUUCUGUUUCAGGUUCACCCCGGUUUUAACCCCUAACCUUGUUCUUAGUAAUAUGAUUGGCAUCACAAUAGUGUAGUGUAUUGUUGAUCAUUAGUACAGUAUAGUUCAAUAUUUGCUUAGAACACCCCUUAGCCAGAGGGGUUACAUUUCCAUAAGUACAUAUAGUAGACGGUGGCUGGUCACUGAUGUGGUUCCCUGUUCACUACACCAUAUUUUGCUUUCAACCCUCUCCUACUAACCCAACUGACUGCACUUUUUCUGUUGCAUGAUCGUUGUUAACCCGUCUUUCCUUUCUUCUCUUCUCUCUCUUCCUCCCUCUCUCUCUCUUUCACUCUCUGGCCUCCCAGGUUCUGCUGGCUCUUUUAACAUGGCAAACUCCGGAGACUUGUUUAUGAGUGUGCAGGCUCUGAAUGGGGACUCAUACCAGGGGGCCAGGGUUGGGACCAAUGUUCAGUCCCAGGUAGGAGCCUCGCAGAGACUAGUACGUUAUCCAUACAUUAGUAGUACACUAGUUGUCAUGUAGAUAGAUACCCAGCUAGCAGUCAUACAGUAGUAGCCUAUUAGUGGCCUGUUGAAAGCAGUCAUUGACCCGCGACGGACAACCUUAUAAGGUCUCAAAUUAAAAGAAUGAAUCUCCCUGGUCAGUUGUUCAGGCACUGCCCGGCCUACAAGGUUUAAUUGAAAUCUGAAUCUGAAUCUCUUGACCUAGUCCGUGAGACAGAGGUCAUAUGUGGCCUUUAGCCAUACACUGAUGUGGCGGCCAUUAUCAGGCUCAUGAAUGAAUAGACGACUGCAGACAGAUUUGGAAACAAUACAAGACUCGUCAACACUGCAGACAACAGUUGUCGUAGGCACUGGUGUACAACAGUCAUCUGACCUUGCCCCGUUGGACAACGAUGACCAGCACAGAGUUUUCUGAGUAUUGGGAUUGGGAGGGAGUCUCAUUCACCAUAGUUUGGGUUGAAGAGUCACCACCUGCUUCAUCCCUCCACCAUCCCACCUUCAUUUUUAAAUCAACUCUCUGUUUCAUGAAUAUGCAUAGUAUUAACCCCUGAGCUGGACAAGAGGUCUCCUGGGUUGAUACUGGGUUGAAAAACAAUGUCCUUGUCAGAAGGUCAUUUGGCUGCACACUUCAAACGCGUUCCCAGCCACUGAGGAGAGGAGUUUUGAGUCGUAUAAUUAAUUUGAUUUGUUUCAUUUUUGUUCCUCUUUGAAUUGUAAUAAGAUUUUUAUAUGAGUUCCCUUGUGAUGUUAUUUGUGGUGGUUUGUCGUUGUUCUUAUGUGAUAUCUAUUGUGUUGAACCAGUAUUACAGGCCAAAUCAUUCUAAACCGUCGCUGUGGUAACCUUUCCCAGUGCAUGAUACCCUUUUGCUAUCAGACUGACCUUUCUUAUGCAUGAAGGUCUUUUUCAUGUAGAGCUUUUGUCUGUCUGACCCGCCCUUUUCUCUGUGUGUUUCUGUGUGUACAUGUGUGUGUGUGUGUGUGUGUAUGUGUGUGUGUGUGUGUGUGUCCGUUCCAGGUGGAUACUCUUCGCCAUGUUAUCAGCCAGACAGGAGGAUACAGUGACAGCAUCGCCGCCAGCCAGAUGUACAGUCCACAGGGCAUCAAUGUAAGAACACCACCAAACAACAACUUUCUUUCAUUUCAUCACAAUAUUGCCUUUCUAUUCUUACUUUGGUCUCUUUGAAAUAAAAAUAAGCUAACUAUUUCUAUCCUAUACAUCUAUAGCUAUUCUUCUUUUGUUCCGAUGCAGUGUGUUCAUACAUUUGAACAACAAUUCGAUAGAAAGCUGCCUUUAUUAGGGUUUCAGUUUGUCCCUUUGCCCAAUUAUUUUGAAGCCAAUGUGUGUGGGAUGCCACUUAGUUAGCAGUGGCCUAUUGGUGGCUGGGCUGUUGUCCAGGCAACGGCCCUUGUGUACUGGUAAUGCCCCGGGCGCCAGGUGAGGAGGCAGGAGUCAGACGGCGUGAGAGGCGGCCGGCCAGGCGUACGGACACACUCAGAGCCUGCCUGUCUGGGGACAUUAGUGUUAGCGAGGCACCUGCAGCCGAAAGGAACAAGGCCACAGGUGACACCCUGCCUGUCCAACACUCAACUCACAUGGCACCAAAUGAAAAGAAACACAGACCUCGUUACUUCCCCGUUCCAAGGGCCCCCAAAAAAAUAAUCGCCCCAGAGUACAAGCUUCAGUCCAAUCUAUCUACCACCCUAAAAAAAGAAUGCCACGUUCUGAUGGGGUUUUGGCAGGGCAAGGCUGGGAACACUGGAGGGGGUGUGUAUAGUGUUAAGAUCUACAGUGACAGGCUGUGUUGUAGAGAGGGGAAUCAAUAAGGCAGUCAGAGCAGGCUGAGAGCGGUUCUGGGCCAGCAGUCCGAGUGCAUUGGUCGCAUCAUUCGUCCAACAACCACAAUGACACUGACAGCAGCGAGCCCUGUAAUGUCCAAUCCAAGAUGCUAAAAAAGGAAGUUGGGGUGGACUGAAGACGUUCUCCUGAGCUUCCUCAGUAAACUAUCGAAUCCAAAUUAACUUUUUAUGCAAUUAUGUUUUCAAGUAUUCAAACAUCAAAAUAUGAUGUCCUUGUAAGACACUUCUUCUUUUAUAUUGUAGAAAUCAUGUUAUUAAUUAUAUAUUUAGACUUUUCUGUAGAAGCUUUUAAUCUUGGAUGGAUCUUUCAUUGUGCAGCUAAACAAUUUCCACUCAUUCUGAGGUUUCUAAUGACUGAGCUGAGGCAGGGAGCAGCAUUCACAUGGCAGAGCUCUCUUCUAUCCUUGAACAGUAAUUAUGGCUGUGAAAUAGGCGGAGGGUGUCACCAAAGUUGAAGAUUUUCAAAGUGUUUUUCUCUCCCCUCGGUUCUAAAUGUGAUGAAAGACUUGCUCUAUGUGAAAUAACAGGGUUUGAAAAUAAGAGGGUGCCAAAGCCCAUCUCCAACAGCUUUCACUGAUGGCAUGGAAAUUGCCAUUAAUGUCCCAAACGCUCUUUAAAUCGACCUAUCUUCCGGGAUUGGAAAUUGCCUCCUUUUUUACGCACCCAUUAUAUUUUCAUCCCAAUAGCCGAUGUGAUAAUUUGCUAUAAUUUAUUCUCCCAUCAACCAUCUUGUAGGUUUUGUGUGUGAGAGGUCUGUCUGUGCGUUCUCAAUAACAUGUCUCUAUUGUCUUGACAUGAGGCCAUUUUGAAACAGAUGGGAGAUGAAGUCUUGAUAGAGGAAUUGUACUAUUGUGUAUUUUGAAGAUGCAUAAUCUCGCAGAGAGCAAAAGGGUGUAUUUCAGUUCAAGAGUUUCAUGUUAGCUACCGAUGCAGCUAAAAAAAAUAUACAGUAUGUGUCAUUAUUUCUGUAUCUUUUAGGAAAUUUGACCUGAGGCAUACAACAAAUUGUCUCACAAUUUAAUCUCUAGAUUUAUUUAAAUUAUUUUUUUUAAAGACUUUUGUCUUUGACUCCACAGACAAACGGUGGCUGGCAGGAUGCUCUGACCCCCUCGUCAGUGAACUCGCUCACAGAAGGACCUGGAAGUGUUCACUCGGACACCUCCAACUGAUUAUUUUACCCUCCACACCUUCCAUCCCCACAUCCCAUCGAUGAAACUUCAGAGCCUAUCACAGUGUUAAACAUAGAGGCAUACUACACAGUGUCCUGUAGAUUUCAGGGGUGCUGUGAAAACCAUAACUAAAACAACCUUUCCUAAGCUACAGUACUAUGGGACAUUUGAGAUACAUACAGUAAUAGGAAUGUCAGAACAAAAAUCAAAACAAUACAAAAAGGAUGAAUACAAAUGUUUGCUCAGAUUUCACAGGAUAUUUAGAGGGCUGGGGCUGAUGGUUUCACUCAUAUUGAUGAUAUUUAGUGAUAAGAUCAAUUCAGACAACCCAACCUGUAUACUUCAAUUUAAAUGCUUCAUUCUACCUCUCAGCAACUAAAAAGUAAAAAUAAUAUGAAAGAACAUUAUUUGUUU
Molecule: messenger RNA, 7150 nt
Organism: Coregonus sp. 'balchen'
Lineage: Eukaryota; Metazoa; Chordata; Actinopteri; Salmoniformes; Salmonidae
Source: the annotation of a GenBank genome assembly